AUGCUUGAUUUGCAUAUGCCACAUGGAUUGGGAUGGGAUGCGAGAAAGAGAGAAGGUUAUUCCUCAGCGCCGCUUUUUUCGACCUCAUCUCCGUCGAGUGGCUUGCUGAGUCCAGCGCCGCGACACAAUUCAAACCCUCCGUGCAGCAGCAACAGCUCACUACGCUUUCCAUCAUCUUCCUCGUCGUCCAACAAUAAUAACAACGUUGCUGCUGCUGCUACCGCCGGUGCCGCUGCUGUCGCCGCUGCCGCCGCCGCUGCUGCCGCCGCAUCGGCCGUGUCCUCAGCUGACCUUAGACGCAAUCAUUUCGUCGCAGAUAUACUCACAAUGAGUGGCCGCAUGUCAAAUGGUGCUAGUAGCCGUCCACUGGUGGCGCUGCUUGAUGGUCGCGACUGUUCCAUUGAAAUGCCAAUCCUAAAAGAUGUUGCAACGGUAGCGUUUUGUGAUGCGCAGUCUACUCAUGAAAUCCAUGAAAAGGUUAGGUCCUCUUGCAUUUCAUUAUUUAUAAUUGUUGAUUUUUGCCUUUUACUUCCCACAUAUUUCGGUUGA
Messenger RNA from Gongylonema pulchrum, 549 nucleotides. NCBI's taxonomy places the organism in Eukaryota, Metazoa, Nematoda, Chromadorea, Rhabditida, Gongylonematidae. The record is from the annotation of a GenBank genome assembly.